AUGAGGACACAACCGGCCGGAAGGGUGGUGCGCCAAAAAAAACUCAAUAGAUCCACCCAUCAACAAAUUCUUCGAGAAGACCAGAUAGAAUCUGCAGAAUAUGAUUCUUUGCAAGGUCAAUACAAGGUCGAGACUGGUGUCGAGAAAGGCGAAGAAAAUGAAUACCAUCUUCAAGCUGCUCUGGCAGCUAGUCACUCUUCGGGCGAUAAGGAUGGCCCACAAGAGAUUCCCGCUCCUCCUGCGCAAGAAGGUACCGAUAUUGACUAUGAAUCCUUAUACUCGAGGAAAUUUGAAAAACCUGCGACCUACAUCCGCUUUUCGCAGACCGUGGAAGAAUGCAUUGGGUGUCAAUAUAACAUGACCACCGAAGAUGACAUCUUUCUAAAAGAUCAUAAUAAGAAAAAGACUCUUUCAAAUCAACAGCUUUCGGAAGAUCACUUCGAAAAGCUAAUGGAACUUUUCGAAGACACUGCCGACACCCACACCCCCUAUGCAGCAGUUGACAAUACCUUGGUGAGCUUUGAGACCAUGAAGGAAGCUAUGAAAGAACGAGGGGAAGAAAAAAUACCUGCAUACGUGAAAGACAUAUAUGAGUACUGGAAAACUCGACGGCAAGAGUGUGAGAACCGUGGCAUUCAGCCUAGUCUGAAGUUCGAGACGCACCAGGAUAUUGACGAAGGCGAUCCAUACGUUUGCUUCCGCCGGCGUGAAGUCAGAGCUACCAGGAAAACCAGAGCACGAGACAUGCAAAUUACAGACAAAGUAAGAAAACUGAGAAAGGAAAUGGAAGAGGCAAGACUCCUCAUCAGAAUGGCGACUGAACGAGAAAUACUCAAGAGGGACCUCUUGCAAUGUGAACGUUCAGUUUUCCGGUCUCGUAGUGAAAUCAAGAGCCUCAAGGUCAAGCUGGGUAUCAAGAGUGAUCCUGAUGACGAACUUCUCAUCAACCAGAAGGUAUGCAUGCUCUCCUUCCUUGAACGAAAGCCAGGAAAUCCUAUUGACAGUUCAAAGCCGCAGAAGAGAAAGGCUCCCGACUUUCAGAAUGCGCCACGACCUCUACCUCCACUCCGUAUUCCAGCUCGUCCUGAUGGUCGUGGAAUUGAAAUGGAUCUGAUAUUAUUAAGUGAUCAGCUGGCCCAAAAAGAGAAUAUGUUGCAAAGAGAACUAGAGGAAAAAUCUGCCCAGCAUGUCAAGUGGAACGAGAACUACAUCGACUGCACAAGAGAACCACUCUUACCGGUUGAAGGACAAAGCUCUAGCACGGGUUUCCGUCCUGCGAUGGCCCAAUACAGUCAUAAUUUGCUGACACCACCAUCAUCUGUGACUUCGGAAACCUUUGAACAAGUGUCUCUAGUGAACCAAAACAAGCCGGAUGCAGUGACCGUGCGGUAUAGUACACCUCCCGAGGAAGAUGAUCGUCGUGCGCGACCAGCAUACCGGAGACGAAUUGGCCGAGGUGGUCGCCUUUGGAUAGACCGGAGGGGCAUGUCUAUAGCCGCCAGUAAAGGCGCAGAGAGGAAUUCUGAACGUUGGAAAUAUGACCAGGAUGACGAUGACGAUGACGAUGAUGGACAACCUGUAUAUGAGAUAGAUCCAUAUGAUACCAACCCUCUACGUUUCAGAUCCACGAUACCUCUCUCUGGCCAUCUAUAUCCGGAUUUACAUUUACAUCGGCAAAGAAUGUUCCAGCAGGCAUCGCAAUCGAACAGGGCUGGUACUGGAGGUAGUCCUGUGAACAACCGAGCAAUCGGGCCUCCAUCACAACCGCACCAACCUAGUAAUUAG
Molecule: messenger RNA, 1785 nt
Organism: Sclerotinia borealis F-4128
Lineage: Eukaryota; Fungi; Ascomycota; Leotiomycetes; Helotiales; Sclerotiniaceae
Source: the annotation of a GenBank genome assembly